AUAUAUUCUUCAACAAGACUUAUACUGUUGCAUUAAAACAGAAAACUAAACAAACAUUAGGCCUACAAUAAUUAUAGACAAUACAAAAAAUGUAUGGAGGUAUCUAGUCAUGAGAACGAUAAUUGAAUGAUUAAGUACAUGUUAAUUAUUUUUGGAGUUUCUGGCUGUGCAAAACAUGAACUAGAAAAUGGAUAAUGAUGAGAUUUCUUUGUAGAUUUUCAUUUUCGAACUGUAUUUGGAUGAUUCUGAUUGGGGCUUGUAUGAUAAUGUUAAUAUACUUAAGGAUGGAUAUUGAUAUAAGGACAGAUAUCGAUGAAAGGAAUGGUAUUGGUGUAAAAAAGGGUAUUGAUAUUCGAUUUAGGAAGGAUAAAGAAGAAAUGAUGGCUUUAGAGGUACCCAAACUUCAAGAAUAUCAACACCAAAUACAAACCCAUAUCAAUGAAAUCAGGAAGGAACACAUUGAGAAAGUAUGCAAAGAGAAUCCAUAUUUACAACAUCUGAAAGUGGACAUGAAAAGAAACAUUGCAGGACUGGAGAUACCAUUCAUUUGGUGCAGAAUCCCCAAAACUGGAACAACUACAUUUUAUAGGAUAUUAAAAACUAUCAACAUGGAAUCAGAGGCUAAAAUGAUCAAUCCAUAUGCUAUUAAGGGUUUAGAUGCUCGGGUUGAUCAAGAGAAAUAUUUUCAAGAACUGAAUACCUCACUUUAUAAAGAAAUUCAAAAUUAUACCAAAAUUCUGAUUACUCGAGAUCCAAUCUCCCGUCUAAUAUCAGCAUAUUUUGACAAAUUCUUCAGUAUUAAACCUCAGUUUUGGUGUCUUAAUCGUGUAAAAGGCUUUCAGAUGAACAGAACUCAGGAAUCUCCCAGAUAUUGUCCAGCAUGUAAUAUUACAUUUACUGACUUUCUAGGCUUUAUUGCGAAUGAUACCGAGGACUUUGAUAACAUUCACUGGACCCCUAUGUACAAACUGUGCAACCCAUGUGGAUUAAUACAAUAUGAUAUUAUUAGUUAUUUAGAAACAUACAAACAAGAUGUGUUAUAUUUCCUCCAUGAAAUCAAUGCCCACAUUGAAAGUCCUUUCAAGUAUAUGUCUGAUGAAGAAACUGAUUUGGAUAUUAUAGCCAGAGAAGUGGACAUCUUAACACUUAAUGCAAAUGAAGCAUUUGAAACAUGUGGAUAUACAAUGAAAUAUUUGAUAGCUCGUGUGUUCAAGGGUUUAGUAUCCAAGGGUGUGAUAAGCCAGGAUGCCUUACUCCCUUACCUUGGGGAGCCUGAUGUAUAUUACACCAGUGAAAACAUAAAACACCUUCUCACCAAUGUGUAUCUCAGCUAUAAAGGAUAUAAAGUGACACACAAACAACUGAGAAAAAACAUGUUAAAAGAUAUACCUGAUAAAAUAUUAGAUAGGAUUUUUGACAUCUAUAAGUAUGAUUUUGAAAUGUUCCAAUUUGACACCAGUAUUAAAAAAUAAUAAAAAACAAUAGUUUGUAUGUACACUCCCCUCCAAAAGCUUAGCAACACAUCCUCCCAUUUGGAGAUUGAUGUAAAAUUACAUCUACGAAUCUUUUCAUUGAAAAUGUGACUUCUAGGUCAGGGAAACUCCCCAUCCUAUCUUAUAACUAGACAUGACAUCAUUUCAAAAUCAGUCAUUGGAAAGUAUGUUUCAUUCAAGUGGUCAUUGUCACACAUUUUGUAACGCGAUAGCAGAGCAUUUUAGUAAGGAAGGAUUGUUGGCUUGAAAUUAAAAGAACUUGGAAUUGAAUCUCAAACUCUAGAUCAUGUAACCAACCUGUGUAAGGGUUUAGGGAAACAUCACUAGUGUAUCAAAGUUUUAAGUUUUUCAUUACAGGAUGAGGGUAUUCAUAAUAAAUCUUCUUGUGUUCAAUCCAUCAUUGGGUGUUGGGCUUCACUCACCAGCGCUUAUGUGCAUUUCACACCAAAACACAAACGGUAAGUGAACUCUACACAAUCUACAUGUUCGCAAAAAAUAAAAUACUGUUUGAAAAAUUCUCUAACAUCUUUCUCAAAAUUUUAAAAGUAUAGACUGUGCGCUUGCGGAGCUAUUCACACACAUGGGGUUUGUCUUUAAAUGGAAC
Molecule: messenger RNA, 2097 nt
Organism: Owenia fusiformis
Lineage: Eukaryota; Metazoa; Annelida; Polychaeta; Sabellida; Oweniidae
Source: the annotation of a GenBank genome assembly